AUGAGUCUCUCUUCUAGUGAGAAGGCUGCCGUGGUUUCCUUGGUUGGCAAGGUUGCCCCUCAGGCCGGUGCUCUGGGUGCUGAGGCUUUGAGCAGGCUUUUCCUAAGCUUUCCCCAAACCAAAACUUAUUUCCCCCACUUUGACCUGUCCCCUGGCUCUGCUGACCUCAACACACAUGGUGCCAAGAUCAUUAAUGCUCUUGCAGGUGCAGCCAAAAGCCUAGAUGACCUUGCUGGCAACCUGUCCGCCCUCAGUGACCUGCACGCAUACAACCUAAGAGUGGAUCCAGGAAACUUUGCUCUGCUGUCUUACACUAUCCAGGUGGUCUUGGCUGUUCACUUCCCUAGUGACUUCACUGCUGAUGUUCAGGCUGCCUGGGACAAAUUCCUUGCUCUGGUUUCUGCCGUCCUCACCUCCAAGUACAGAUAA
Molecule: messenger RNA, 429 nt
Organism: Staurois parvus
Lineage: Eukaryota; Metazoa; Chordata; Amphibia; Anura; Ranidae
Source: the annotation of a GenBank genome assembly